AUGGGGACUGCGAAUCCGAGUGAUGUUGGUGUCCCUCCUAACAAACAUAUGGAGACUGGCCCAAUAGCCGGGGUGUCUUCCUUAAUGUGUUCUUGGAGCAUUCAUGGGCUUGACAUCCGGCGAAUGCUCUUGCGCCUGAUCCCCGUGUUCAGGUUAAGUGGCUAG
Messenger RNA from Prunus armeniaca (apricot), 165 nucleotides. The record is from the annotation of a GenBank genome assembly. Lineage: Eukaryota; Viridiplantae; Streptophyta; Magnoliopsida; Rosales; Rosaceae.